Cornus florida is the source of this 2713-nucleotide messenger RNA. RefSeq names its product leucine-rich repeat receptor-like serine/threonine-protein kinase BAM3. Gene Ontology annotation, biological process: protein phosphorylation. Gene Ontology annotation, molecular function: protein binding; ATP binding; protein kinase activity. Gene Ontology annotation, cellular component: membrane. The transcript is spliced from 2 exons. The coding region runs from base 821 to 2416 and encodes 531 amino acids. The record is from RefSeq and is a predicted model, not a curated record. NCBI's taxonomy places the organism in Eukaryota, Viridiplantae, Streptophyta, Magnoliopsida, Cornales, Cornaceae.
AGCUGGAAUGAUUCUGAUGAAUUCAAUAUUUUCAUUUUCAACUAGUAUAAUAGAUUUUCAUGCUCAUUCACUAAAUUUUUCCUCCCUUUUAUUUUAUAAAAUUUUAAUCUGGCUAUUGACGGUGUUGGGGGAGUUUAUAUUCAUAUUAGAAUUCCUAAAUUGGGAAACUUUGGCCAAAUUUGGAUAAAUUUAGAACACACAUGUAAAAAAUUAGUUAAUUGAAAAUGUGGUUUGAAUAUUUUGAAUUAAUUCGGUUAAGUUUUUGCUACGAAACCAAAAAAAAAAAAAAAUGGGGUUGUUCUAUGAAGAAGUUAAAAAUGCCAACGUAUCUCAAAAAAAAAAAAAAAAAUCACAUUAGUUUACCAAAUUACAUGAGUUAAUGGAUAAUGGAAAUUUUCAAAUAGUGAUUUAUUUUUUAAAAGGUGACUGAUCCGUCAAAUUUUUAUAUAACUCUCACCCUAUUAACAUCAAGGAUCCAAGAUUUCAGCCGAUGGCAAUAAUAUAAUACUUUAUUGUGUAUGUUGGGGGGCUUGGGGCUUGGAUUGAAUUUGUUAUUCACCCCUCUACGUACCCUCUCUCUUUGUCUAUAUAUAUAUAUAUAUAUAUAUAUAUGCUCUCUCUAGAGAGAGGCGAGAGCGUGUAUAUGGAGAUUUCACUAGAAAACAGGAUCACAUGUACGAAAGUCCUUAACCGCCAAAAUGAACGAAUUCAGAAUGUGCAAACAUGGGUUACCCAACUUCACAAACUGCUAUCACGCCAACCGUUUGAUACUUAGAAUUUAAACACUCUCUCUCACACAGACACACACACACUCUUCUCUAUGGCGUCCAUUUCUGCAACUUUUCUUCUCUUCUUUUUCACACUUUCAAUGCCAUUUUCUUUAAUCCUCUCCGCCACACUUGUAGAAGACCUCAACAGCUUGAAGCCACCUCCAGACUUCAACACCACACUCACAAACAACUGCCACAACAAACCAUCUCUAAAAUACUGCACUACCACACCCUUUGACCUCCCAGAAAUCUUUAAAUCCACCAUUGUUGCAAGCCAUCUCUGUAACGAAUCGAAGAACCCGAACUGCAUCGAAUCAUUUCUAAAAAUAGACCUUCGAAGCCGUCCAAAGAUCGCACCUCUUUACCUAUCAUUCACCUUCUUUUGGAAGUACUGUCCCAUAGACAUUUUAUCUAUCGAUCUGUCCAACAAUUCUCUAAAGGGUAACUUCCCAUCUGACAUUUUUCAUUGUUCUCAAAUCCAAGCUCUUGAUUUGAGCCACAACGACCUUUCUGGGGACGUCCCUGUGCAGAAUUUUUCUCUCCUCACCAACCUCACCUCUCUUAACCUUUCAUAUAAUCACUUCUCCGAGAGUAAAAUCUCCGAUACCCAAUUCUUCAAACGGUUCAAUUCUUCGAGUUUUCUUCAUUCCGGUCUCCUCCCGGAUCAUGGGAAGUUCAGGAUUAAGGCCAUAUUCUUCUUGUUUGGUUUCCCAAUUUUUGUCAUUGUGAUGGUGGUUUUCUUGGGUUGGCUCUGCUUGUGGCGGCCAGAUUUUCUACCAAGAAUGCUUCGAAGAAAGCACAAGUUCACGCCUGCGAUGCUAAAGGCGGCAACACACAAUUUUUCGAAGAAGAAUUUGGUGGGAAAGAGUGAAGCCACUAGUAUUUAUAAGGGGGAAGUGAGGGAUGGAACUGAAGUGAGAAUUGAGACUUAUUGGGACAGCAUAUCAAGAGAGAACCGCAGGAAAUUUGUCGAAGAAUGUAGGAUUCUUGUUCAAUUAAGUCAUAGGAACUUGGUUCGGGUACUGGGUUGGUGCGAUCAUCGAAGGUUAAGAGCCAUUGUUACAGAAUGGAUCGAUGCAGAGAAUCUUGAAAUGUGGUUACAGAGGUCUGCACCACCAUGGAAACAGAGAGUGAAAGUGCUGAUGGGAAUUGUGGAAGCUAUGUGUUAUCUGCAUGAGGAAUGGCCUGAACUUGGUUUUGACCUCAAGACAAACAGCAUACUAUUGUCCGAAGAUCGACAACCAUUGAUUUCAAGAUUCAGACUAGAAGAUCAAGACAGCAGCAUAAAAAAGAUUUACAAGUUUGGUGUGUUUAGCAUGGAGAUGGUAGUGAAUAGGAGGCCACGAGAUGAGUUCGAGAGGGGUGAAGCUGGUUUUGUUGAAUGGGUGAGAAUGCAACAUGCAGGGAGCGUGCUGAAUCUGAUCGAUGAGAGGAUGAAAAAGACAGGGCAUACAAUUGAUCAAGCUACAGAGGUGAUAGGGUUAGGGUUAAUGUGCACAGACAUAUCAAGUGGUCGACAGCCGAGCUUGGGUCAUAUCUCAAAGAUGAUAACUAGAAUUUACAAUGCCGGUUUGGUUUCAGCAACUAAAAGUCACAAGAAAUCGAAUGGUGAUAAAGGAGAACAUAGACGCAUUCGAUCCAGAUGAAGGCAGUGAACCUGUCAAUGCAUGGAAGCUUAUGUAUACUCGAAUGUAAUAAAAAUGGUAAGCAAUGAAUUAUUAAAAAGGGAGAACAUGCAAGUGUUAUGUCAUGUCUGAACAGAAAUCAGGGCGUGUUGAUGCAUACUGCCUACUUUUUUUCACUUGAUAACUAAAUAAAACUAUAAAACGAAAUAGAUUCACCCCAAUAUCGGCGAUUCCUGAAAGAGCCCCACGCCGCUUGAAAUGUCAGCUUUUCAUGCCUUGGAAAAGUUCCUGAAUGUACAAACACAUACACACAUGAUA